UCAAGCAAGGGAAACGACAGCAGUGGAUUGAACCAAACCUUAAAUCCUCUGAAGCGCAACGAAGAAGUGGCUAAAGUCGAAGUAACCGUCCUCGGGUUGAUUCUGCUGCUGGCGCUCGCCGGCAACCUGUGCGUCCUUGUGGCUAUCCAGGCGAGUAAACACGUUCAGUCGCGGAUGUACUAUUUUAUGAAACACCUGUGCAUCGCUGACCUGGUGGUGGCGGUUUUUCAAGUUCUCCCCCAACUUAUUUGGGACAUCACCUUUCGUUUUUAUGGACCAGACAUUCUGUGCCGCCUGGUGAAGUACCUACAGGUGGUUGGCAUGUUCGCGUCCACUUACAUGCUCGUGCUGAUGUCUAUCGACAGAUGUUUGGCUAUAUGGCAGCCUCUGCGAUCCCUGCGCCGUCGAAAGGACCGUUUUUUCGUACUGGCCUCUUGGAUUAUAAGCCUGCUCUUCAGUUUGCCACAGGUGUACAUCUUCUCCCUCAGAGAGGUGGGCGACGGGGUGUUCGACUGCUGGGGAGAUUUUGUUCAGCCCUGGGGCGCAAAGGCUUACGUUACAUGGAUUAGUCUCACAAUCUAUAUCAUUCCUGUAGCCAUUUUAAGCGUGUGUUAUGGACUUAUAAGCUAUAAAAUAUGGCAAAACUUUAAGCUCAAGACCCGGCGCGACCAGUGCCUGUCGUUGACCCCGCGGCCAGCUAAGGGCACCGCGCUCUCCCGCGUCAGCAGCGUCAAGUUGAUCUCCAAAGCUAAGAUCAGGACGGUGAAAAUGACGUUUGUGAUCGUCCUGGCCUAUAUCAUCUGCUGGACGCCGUUUUUUUUCGUUCAGAUGUGGUCCGCCUGGGAUCCAAUGGCUCCAAGAGAAGCUAUGGCGUUCAUUAUUGCGAUGCUUCUGGCCAGUCUCAACAGCUGCUGUAACCCCUGGAUCUACAUGUUUUUCGCUGGUCAUCUGUUCCAGGAUCUCAUGCAGCGCUGUCUUAUGGCAUCACACUGCGGCUGUAAGAGGCAAUGGAGAUCUAAGAGCCCUUCAGGCAUGGGUGCAAUGAGGAACACCAGCAGCCAGAAGAGUGUGACACAGUCCUCUACUAAAUGAGAGAAAGUUGGAAUACAUGCAGUUCGUAUUACCGUCAUGGACAGAACCAUAACAUAACAUAAGCUAAGGAAUCAUUUCAUAUGAUUUUUACCGGUGUGGUGCAGAUCUGAGCUACAUUAGCCAUGUAUAAUCUCUGGUCCUCUUCAGCCUAAAAUGUGUAUCUUUACAUAGGCUGUCUUUAAUACAGGAGUUAUUUGCAUCCAUCUAUUCUCCAAACCACUUUUUCUCUGUAGGGUCGUGGAAGUCAUUUACAUGUGUAUGCUCAAAGGGACAGU
Messenger RNA from Sinocyclocheilus grahami, 1367 nucleotides. Its product is annotated as isotocin receptor-like. The annotation marks the transcript as partial. Gene Ontology annotation, molecular function: peptide binding; vasopressin receptor activity; oxytocin receptor activity. Lineage: Eukaryota; Metazoa; Chordata; Actinopteri; Cypriniformes; Cyprinidae. The transcript has 2 exons. Gene Ontology annotation, biological process: cellular response to hormone stimulus; G protein-coupled receptor signaling pathway; female pregnancy. The record is from RefSeq and is a predicted model, not a curated record. Gene Ontology annotation, cellular component: plasma membrane.